CCGCAAGGUUACCUUAAACACAAUCGUCAUGGUUAUGAAGAUAGUAGUAAUCGUGGUAGCGAUUGGAGUAUUUGCGACGUGCAGAGGUUCCGCGAUACCCGUGGCAAACCUCGCACCUGUACACGCAGCUCUGGAUUACGAUCCCCAUCCGCAAUACACGUACGCGUACGAUGUACAGGAUAGCCUAACCGGGGAUUCGAAAAGCCAACACGAAAGCAGAAACGGCGACGUUGUUAGCGGUAGCUACAGCUUUAUCGAAGCUGAUGGCACCAGGAGGAUCGUCGAGUAUACGGCAGAUCCUGUAAAUGGAUUCAAUGCCGUUGUUCACAGGGAACCAGUAGCAGUUAUCAAACCCGCCCUUAAAGUUGCUCCUGUAUUUGCUCAUCUUCAAGAUAAGGAUAUGAUCAUCCUGGUCCCUGGAAGAUAUUUCAUCUUCACCUAUUCUACUGUUCCGAUGAUAAAGAAAGACCUCGUCGUAUUCUUAAGCUUGGCGGCUGUUUGUAAGGGAGCGUUGGUGCCCGCGGCGGUGGCUGCUCCUGUUAUUGCGGCUCUACCAACGGCGAAGCUCGAAGAACUGGACUCCGUGCCCCAAUACAGCUUCGCGUACGACGUGCAGGACGCGGUGACGGGCGACUCGAAGGCUCAGUACGAAACGAGGAACGGCGACAUCGUGCAAGGCAGCUACAGCUUGAUCGAGGCGGACGGUACUCGUCGUAUCGUCGAGUACACGGCGGACCCGAUAAACGGAUUCAACGCGGUCGUCAGUCGCGAACCAGCCACACCGUUGGCCGCCAUUGCUUCCCCGUUGGUACCUUAUUCGCCUGGUAUCAUCCCUUCGGCUCCAGUUUCACCUAUUUUGCCAGCAGCCGCUGGACCCUCGCCCGCGAUUCCCGCCACCGGACCAGACUCCGACGUGGAGGUCGUCGAGGCCAGAUCCGGCCCUCUGGUUGCGGUCUCGCCAUCGACUCGCGAUCAACAGCUCCGACAGCAACAGGAACAACAACUGCAACAGCUGCAACAGCUCGAAAGGCAACAACAGGAACAACAGCAGCAGCAACUCCGUCAGCUGCAGCAGCUCCAGCAGCUCCAGCAGCUCCAGCAGCUCCAGCAGCAAUCCAGGCUGCAGUUGCAGCAACAGAUCCAGUCGCGACAACAAGAGAGGCUGGACCUAGAACAGGAGAAGAGACAAGAACAGGAUCAACCGCGACGCCUGCAGACUGCACGAUUCCAACAACAACAACAACAACAACAACAACAAGACGCGCCGGUGAGAGCCGUCGCUGCCCCGGUACAAAUCGCACCGAAAGCUCAACGACUGGUUGGACUACCCGCAGCUAACGCCAUCACGAGUUACAACAAUUAUCCUUUCGCGUACGCUUACACAGCUGCCUAUUCCUCGCCCCUGGCAUACGCAGCGCCCCUCUCUUACGCACCCGCCGCCCCCCUCCACUAA
Colletes gigas is the source of this 1453-nucleotide messenger RNA. Its product is annotated as protein PRRC2C-like. Gene Ontology annotation, cellular component: extracellular matrix. The record is from RefSeq and is a predicted model, not a curated record. Lineage: Eukaryota; Metazoa; Arthropoda; Insecta; Hymenoptera; Colletidae. The transcript has 4 exons. Bases 29 to 1453 code for a protein of 474 amino acids.